Messenger RNA from Cherax quadricarinatus, 2386 nucleotides. The record is from RefSeq and is a predicted model, not a curated record. Lineage: Eukaryota; Metazoa; Arthropoda; Malacostraca; Decapoda; Parastacidae.
AUGCUCCCGCAGCGGGCAGAUGGAAAAAAACAGCACAGCGCACCUGAACGGUGGUCCCAACAGCAGAAAACACUGACAGUGCUAAAAGCAGCAGCGACAAUGCAACAGCACAGCAAAAUUGUAACAGCGCAGCAGACGGAAAAUAACAGCAGCACAGCAGCUGACGGUGGUACAGCAGAAAGCAGCACUGACGGUCUACAGCAGAAAGCAGCAGGACACCUUGAGCGUGGCAGUGAAAAUAUUCACAUAUCAGCCAAUAGCCCUUCCCUUGGGAUUUUUUUUCGACUGCAGGGGCACAUAAUGUUAUUCAUUUUCUACAGUGCUGUUCGAGUAAUGAAGGAUGCCAGUGAAAAAUUUACUUCACUGCAGGAGCUCUUGAAGAGUGCCAUAUUUCAUCGUCAGCAGCUGAAAUAUGAACAGACACGCAGGUGUGGUUCGGUGGUGGCUACAAACAGUGCAUGUGAUUCUGUGAGUAGGUUAUUCAUACAGGACAAUUUGCAAUAAUAAAUCAGCAAUAUAAGAUUUAUUUCUUAUAUUUGAAGUGGCAUUUCAUUAAUCGCAAAAUUAAUAAAUUUAAUUGCUGUGAAAGCUUGAGCAUAAGUGUUUUUAUUUAUUUGCUUUAAUGGCUUUUAUUAAAGUAAAUAAAUUAAUAAAUAUAUAUAUUUAUUCAUUUAUUUAUUUAUAUGUACAUAUACAUAGAGUACUCUAUAUAUGUAUUAGUACUAUCUGUAUGUACAUAAACAUACAGAGUACUAAUACAUACACACCAUUGUGAAAAUACUGUUUAACAAAAAUACCCAAAUGCUUUUAUGUACUUACACAAAUCUUCAGAGGAACUAGAGAGAAGAAUCAAAUGUAGCAAAUUUGUGAGAUGUUUGAAUAACAGUUGGUAACGAUAACUUGGUGAGCCCUACGAGGGACAUAUGGAGGAGGAGGAGGGAAAUAGCCUAAAGAACUACUCGAUCCCUUUGCACUGGUUAAGCGAUAACCACUUGCUACUAAAAAAAAUUUUCUCAGUUGUGUUACGUGAUACUCUGUAUUGGGUUGACUUCAUAUAUAUUACUGUAAUCUAAAACAGGAAAAUCUGGCAAAAAUUGUAAAAAAACAUUGAUCUCACAUGUGUCAUUUCAGUUAUUAACCCUUUCAGGGUUGGUAGGCCCUCUCCUAAACUUGUUCUCAGGGUCAGAAAUUUUUUGAAAAAAAAAAAAAAUUAUUUUUUCUUAUGAAAUGAUAGAGAAUCUUCUCCUGAUCAUAAUGACACCAAAAGUAUGAAGUUUGAUGGAAAACUUGGGGAAUUAUGCUCCUGCGAAGUUAGCCGUCUCGACAGUGUUUAUGCAUUGGCGAUUUCGCCCACUUUGAGCCAUAUUUUUGGCCAAUUCCAAUGUACCAGUUGACAAAAAUCAUAACUGUUUCACUAGAACUCCAUUUUUUUCUAUCGAAUGAGUACAAGAAACCACCCAUUUACUGAUUUCAACUAUCAAAUAAAGUGGUCAGAAAUUAGUAAUUUUGCCAAUUUCACACAAAUUUCAAAAGAUGCCAAUUUCCAAAUAGAGUCCAGAAUAAACAAGACAGACAUUCCUAGCACUAAAAUAACAUUUUUUCUGUUCAUUAGUCACGUCCCCAGGCCUCUUACAUAUUGCUUUCCACUUUGAAUUUUUAUUCUCACAAAAAAAAUAGAAGAUUUACUGUUAUGCAGACUACUGCAUUAGUGUAGAAAUGGUAUAAAUAAUAUUGGUGCACUUGUGAAAGAAUAUUAGAUUCACCAGUUGACGUGUUUUGGACGCUUGGUAUGAUUUGUUUAGUUUUGAACUUUGGCAAAAAUCGAACAUUUCUGCUACUUUGAGCUCAAUUUCAAGGUACUUUUCAUUGUGAAACCAAUUAAAAUCAUCUCAAUUUCUGUAAUAUGUCUUCCAUUCUAUAAAAUGAGACCAGGAAAACUAGAAUACAACCAUAAAUAGUAUACGAAAAUAAACUGCAAAGUCACUGUUUUAAAGCAAAAAUGUGGUCGGAGUUUUUUUCUCAUGCACUGUGUGCUUCAGGAUUUUUUUAUACUGUGCACACUGACCACAUAGACCCAUUCUUUCAUAUGUAGGCCUACCAGCUUUCUCUCGCUAGAUUUGAAGGCGCUAGAAUUUAUGCGUACUAGUAUGGCACCAACCCUGGCGUGCAAGGCAUACUAGUACGGCACCAACCCUGAAAGGGUUGAGGCAUUUAUUCUAUUUUACUUUAGUGUGAAAUAAAUUCACAAUUUCAUAUUCUUUUUAAUACCAAUAUUGUCUGGAACUACUAAAACUUGAAAGACACUCUCGACAGUAAUGAUAAUAUAAUAUUUAAAGAUCAUUAAACUUAGUAAACAAAUAAUAUUUUCGCAAUCAAGAACAUUCUA